This is a messenger RNA of Exophiala xenobiotica, 1518 nucleotides long. RefSeq lists its product as uncharacterized. Gene Ontology annotation, biological process: DNA-templated transcription. NCBI's taxonomy places the organism in Eukaryota, Fungi, Ascomycota, Eurotiomycetes, Chaetothyriales, Herpotrichiellaceae. Gene Ontology annotation, molecular function: zinc ion binding; DNA binding. The transcript has 2 exons. The record is from RefSeq and is a predicted model, not a curated record. Bases 1 to 1518 code for a protein of 505 amino acids.
AUGUCGAAUGCCGAGACCCAAGAGCAGGGUUAUUUGGGCCAAUCUGGUUUCAUGCCCAUCUUCAGUCAACGUGCCCAAUCCAAUCCCAGUCUGGCGCACUCGUCGUUGCACGGGCUUGACGUAUCAGCACUGACGGUUCCCCGCGUCCUCCAGCAAAGCUACACGGAAACGUAUCUGGAGUUUUGCUUUCCAUGGUGCCCUGUCCUGGAGCAAAAGGAUCUGCUGGCUCAUGGCCCAUUUGCGGACUCGGUCCUUUUGCAACAAGCUUUGGCGCUUUUGGGCAGUAUUAUCAAUCCUCCGAGGUUGCAGCAUGCCUCUUCGCAAACAUACUACGAGCGCAUGAAGAUGCUCUUCUACCGCAACCACGAACGGAACUCCCUUGUCCGCAUCAUCGCCAUCACACUGGUUUACUGGUGGAGUGCUGGUCCUCCGAACCUGGUCAGCAUGGACAGCCAGUAUUGGUGGAACUCGGUCGCCGUCCGGAUGGCUCAAGAGAUUGGUUUGCACCGAGAAGUGGCCCCUGAUCAUGUGUUCAGACCCGGUGAGACGGCUAGCCUGAGGCGGCGCGUCUGGUGGACCCUAUUUGCUCGCGAGCGCCUGACGGCAAUCUGUCAAGGACGUCCCUGUAUCAUCCACCCGGACGAUUGCAACGUCAGAUCGCCUACCAUCGAGGACUUCCCCAAAGACAAGGCCUCUCAAGCCGAAGUGUUCGUCAACUGGGUCAAGAUAUGCGCUAUUGUUGGCGAUGUUUCCAAACAUUUGGUUAAUCGCACUGAAUCUACGCCGUUCCCGUUUGACCUUGCGCAACGACUGAUCGGAUGGGUACGUGCGUUGCCAGACCAUCUCCAGCUACCCUUCAGUACAGGGCAGAGUUCGUACUUCGACCGACAUCUGUAUCAACUCCACCUUCCUUAUCUAGCGGCCAUCACUCUGCUCUACAUGAGUCCAUCCGCUCACCCCCUGCCUAAGGCCUAUACGGCAGCCAUACUGUCCGCUUCCCUAGUGGGCCGAAUCUUUGAAGACUAUCUGGCAAGAGGACAUAUUCGUUUCCUCCCGGGAAUAUCCGGGUGGUACAUCAGCAUCGCCAUCCUUGCGCUCCUGCAUGCUCGGCAAGUCAACGGCCUAAGAUCUGAAGCAAGUGAGCAAAUCGACAUCCUGUAUGUCGCCCUGAAAGAGAUCUCAAAGCUCUGGCAUUCGUCAAAAAUGUUCCUGGUUGGCUUCGAGAGACUUCUGACCGGGUCACAUCUACCGCCUGGUCGGACGUCGAUCAAUGCACCAGCUCCGUCGAACGGAACCGUGUCGGCGCUGGAUGACUUGGCGGGAGAGCCUGGGAUCAAUUACCUGGACUUCUUCCCUACCGCGACCACGGAGACGAGUCAACUGUUUAAGGUGUUGCUGACGGAGAAUCCUCCCAACAUAUUCAUGGGUGCUGAGUGGGCGAACGACUUGAGCAUGCAACUGCACGACUUAUUCGACCAACCAUUCGAGGAUGUCAAUUUUGACUCGUUGAUGUUAUGA